This is a messenger RNA of Ruditapes philippinarum (Manila clam), 2223 nucleotides long. RefSeq lists its product as uncharacterized. Bases 144 to 1907 code for a protein of 587 amino acids. Gene Ontology annotation, cellular component: chromatin; nucleoplasm. Lineage: Eukaryota; Metazoa; Mollusca; Bivalvia; Venerida; Veneridae. The transcript has 2 exons. Gene Ontology annotation, molecular function: protein binding; zinc ion binding; ubiquitin-protein transferase activity. The record is from RefSeq and is a predicted model, not a curated record. Gene Ontology annotation, biological process: positive regulation of DNA-templated transcription.
UCAAGCAAUUCUCGUUCAGUCAAAGUUAUUCAGUCGGGUUCACCAACAAUAACGUCAGCUAUACGCCUCUCUUUAGCCACAUCUACUAGUGCAAAAGAAGGAAGUAUAGAUUUGGAUGGAAUAAGCAUAAUAUAAGGCUUACCAUGGCUGUUCCAGGAAGAAAAGCAGAUGGUAAUUUGACCUCAAUGUUCAGCGAUGCCUCCGGAGAAGAUUACGACAUUUUCUGUAAUCCUUGUGACCUGAAUGACGUCAGGUGUCCAGCUUUCGGUUUCUGCACCAAUUGCGAUGAGCAUCUGUGUCAGUCAUGUUUUGAUAAACACAAGCAGACGACAUCCACCGGAAGUCAUACCCUUCUCGAUAGUCAAAGCAUGCCGCUGACUGUUACUCCACUGAAGACAAACGCCACCCAUGCUUUCCAUUCAGGUCUCUCUGAUGAUUCCACAGUUUUUUGUUCUAUCCACAAGAAAGAGCCCAUUAGAUUCUAUUGUUACGAUCAUGAGGUACUUGUUUGCAGUCUUUGUAUAUCCCACAUCCACGAUGAAAAGUCUUGUAAGGUUAAGGCUAUAUCCCUGAUCUCUAAGGAUAUUUUAGAUAGCAGUGAAUACACGGAAUCCCUUCAAGCCAUCAAUGAUUUGGUUGAUAGAUGUCUGAAAAUUAGAAAUGAAAUCAAAGAAAAUACUCUAAUAUCUGAGAAGUCAUUAGAAACUGUCCUAAAUGAAAUACAACGAUUUAAGGAUGACUUAAAUAGAAAAUUAGAUGAUCUAGGAAAACAAAUCGAAAAUAAAGUCAAAAGGCAAAAAAUUGAUCAUGAAGAACGGCUAAAAAGAGCAGAAGGUUUAUGCGAUGAUAUCGCAAAGUCGCUGAAACACGCGUCUGAUGCAAUGAAACAUCACAAGGACAUGAAACAAACGGAUAAAUUUUUCACGACUCUUAAAACUUCUCAACAACUGGUCAGGGUAAGUGAGAGAAAAAUAUCAGACCUAGUUUUGGCUGACCACACAGAGCAAUACCACUUUAAACCAAAUCGGGAGAUAAAAUCUUGUAUCCGAAAUGCCGUCACUCUCGGUACUGUUGAUUAUUUUUAUCAAGAAAGAGAUAUUUGCGUUAAAACCUCACACGACGACGAGCGCUGUUGUGUAAGCGGGAUGACACUAGUGUCUGAUUCCAAACUAGUUAUUCUUGAUACAAAUAACCAUUCGAUAAAAUUGGUUGACCUUAGCGAUAACUCUAUAUCCUACCAAUUAAAAACUGGGGGAAAUCUUAGUGAUAUAACUACGAUCAGUGGUGAUGAGGUUGCUGUUACUGUUUCUAAUGAAAAAACUAUUUUAUUUCUGACGGUGUCUUCAAGUAAACUGUCCGUCAAAAACCGUUUCAAAGUAGAUUGUGUUUGUGCUGAAAUCACAUACUCCAACAAGAAACUCGCAGUCACGUCUAACGACCCAUAUCCAACAGGAUAUUUCCAAAUAAUGGACCUUAAGGGAAAAGUGUCCUCAAAAGUUAAAAUUGGCAAUCCUCAUUCAAUUACUUCUGACGAUCGGUACAUUUAUGUAUACGACAGCAAUAAGGAUGCUGUAAAUAUUUACGACUGGCAAGGAAAAUGUAUAAGCACGAGCAGGUGUUCAGAUGCAAGAAGUCUGACUUUGUUAGGUGACGGAUCAAUAUAUACUGUUUCCAGGAGAAACGGUACUUUAACACAAGUGUCCGGAGAUUUCUCCGACAGAAACAUUGUGAUGAAAGAUCUAGCGAGCCCUACAAAAAUUUGCUGGAGUGACAAAAGUAGAUUAUUGUUCAUAAACAGAUUUACUUCAGAUGAAAAAUAUGACAAUGUUAUCAAAGUCUACAAAAGAUUCGUUUUCCAUUUUGGGCCUGAGCCGGCCAGAGUACAUGUACUUACAAAAAAGAAAUAGCUUUAGAAAUAGAAAUAAAGGUAGAAAACUUAUUAAUAAGUUAUUAUGCAUGGCAUUUUAGACUGUGAGAAAGCAACAAAGUUGUCAAUGAGAACGUAAUAAACGAGAAUGGUUUUUUGUCCAUAAAGUAUGUACUUUUGAGGUCUUGCUUCUAUCCAACCUCGCCAUGUGAUUACCUAUUUUUCAUGUAUAUAUUUUUUUUUUGUUUCACUGUUUUAAGCUUGAUACUUAUAUACCGUUUUCUCCAGACUGACGGGUGAUCGUCAUUUUUUCAAUAAACAACUUUCAAAAUUGUGGUUCGGACAGGAGGCACUAA